AUGUCCUCGACGGCUCUUCCCAAGCGCGUUGCGCUGCAUCGCAACCCAACCACGGACUCCUCCGUCCCCAGCUCCGUCUCUCACUCUCCUUUCGACAGUCCUCGUCAGUCCCCUUCGUCGACGUCGCUCUCCUCAAUGGCUUCGGAUGCCGAGAACACCAGCGGCAAGAUGAUCGACACCUAUGGUAACGAGUUCAAGAUUCCCGAUUACACCAUCAAGCAGAUCCGGGAUGCCAUCCCUGCUCACUGCUACCAACGCUCGGCUGUCACGAGUUUGUACUAUGUCUUCCGGGACAUGGCCAUCCUUGCGACUGUCUUCUAUGUCUUCCACAACUAUGUCACCCCCGAGACCGUGCCCUCCAUGCCGGUGCGCGUCGUCCUGUGGGCCAUUUACACCAUCAUUCAGGGUCUGGUCGGAACCGGUGUUUGGGUUCUGGCACACGAGUGCGGUCACCAGGCUUUCUCUCCUUCCAAGGUCUUGAACGACACUGUUGGAUGGAUCUGCCACUCUCUUCUGCUCGUCCCUUACUUCUCCUGGAAGAUCUCCCACGGCAAGCACCACAAGGCCACCGGUAACAUUGCUCGCGAUAUGGUCUUCGUUCCCAAGACCAGGGAAGAAUAUGCCUCUCGCAUCGGCCGUGCCGUUCAUGAGCUCAGUGAAUUGAUGGAGGAGACCCCCAUCCUGACCGCGACCAACCUCGUUCUCCAGCAGCUGUUCGGAUGGCCCAUGUACCUCUUGACCAAUGUUACCGGCCACAACAACCACGAGCGCCAGCCCGAGGGACGCGGCAAGGGCAAGCGGAACGGCUACUUUGGUGGUGUCAACCACUUCAACCCUUCCAGCCCUCUGUAUGAGGCCAAGGAUGCCAAGCUGAUCGUCCUGAGCGAUCUCGGUCUCUUCCUUGUGGGAAGCCUCCUCUACUAUAUCGGAUCGACCUAUGGCUGGCUCAACCUCCUUGUCUGGUACGGCAUUCCUUAUCUCUGGGUAAACCACUGGCUCGUUGCCAUCACUUUCCUUCAGCACACCGACCCCACCCUCCCCCACUACCGGCCUGAGGCCUGGGAUUUCACUCGUGGAGCUGCUGCUACAAUUGACCGUGACUUCGGCUUCGUUGGUCGCCACAUUUUCCACGGCAUCAUCGAGACCCACGUUCUUCACCACUAUGUCAGCACCAUCCCCUUCUACCACGCUGAUGAGGCCAGCGAGGCCAUCCAGAAGGUCAUGGGACCGCACUACCGCAGCGAGGCUCACACCGGCUGGACUGGUUUCUUCAAGGCCCUCUGGACCAGCGCUCGCACCUGCCAGUGGGUUGAGCCCACCGAGGGCGCCAAGGGCGAAAGCCAGCACGUUCUUUUCUACCGCAACAUCAACGGCAUCGGUGUCCCUCCUGCCAAGAUUCCCGCCAAAUAG
Messenger RNA from Aspergillus fischeri NRRL 181, 1410 nucleotides. RefSeq names its product oleate delta-12 desaturase odeA. Gene Ontology annotation, molecular function: oxidoreductase activity. The record is from RefSeq and is a predicted model, not a curated record. The transcript has 2 exons. NCBI's taxonomy places the organism in Eukaryota, Fungi, Ascomycota, Eurotiomycetes, Eurotiales, Aspergillaceae. Gene Ontology annotation, biological process: lipid metabolic process. Bases 1 to 1410 code for a protein of 469 amino acids.